Wyeomyia smithii (pitcher-plant mosquito) is the source of this 1137-nucleotide messenger RNA. RefSeq names its product glutathione S-transferase theta-1-like. The coding region runs from base 395 to 1084 and encodes 229 amino acids. The record is from RefSeq and is a predicted model, not a curated record. Lineage: Eukaryota; Metazoa; Arthropoda; Insecta; Diptera; Culicidae. Gene Ontology annotation, cellular component: cytoplasm. Gene Ontology annotation, molecular function: glutathione transferase activity. Gene Ontology annotation, biological process: glutathione metabolic process. The transcript has 3 exons.
CAACUCGGAACUGAAGUGACUGCUUCAAGAACCCUAAACUCCCCUUUUAAUUGAUAAAAACUUUCAGAACAAGUGAAAAUUGUUGAAAUUUAUUAGAGUUGUGAACUAAAGUUUAAGAAGACAGAGUAACUGAAGUAAAGUUUUACUUCGAAAGACACCACUUCAAACGCACCUCCCAUUUUUAGAUUCCUUUCCCUUCUCAAAUUAAGGUACCACGUUUUGAUUGAUCAUCUGUUGUUGAGUUUGGCGUAUGCGUGCGUGCCCUGUUUUGUUCAUUCAGUUCUAUAGCAUUCGUUCAUUAAGCAGCAGCAGCCAGUGGCCGGACUUUUAGUUGUAAUUUCAGUAUCAGUAUUCGUACAAAUCUAGUUAUAGUGAAUUAAUCAUCCACCGAACAAUGAGCAGCUCGCGCAGUAUUCGCUUUUACUACGAUCUCAUCUCGCAACCGUGUCGGGCGUUGUACAUUUUCCUCCAGCAGACCAAAAUUCCCCACCAGAAGUGUCCUACGGCGCUGCGAAAAUGGGAACACACGACACCCGAGUUUCUGCAAAAUGUGAGCCGUUUCGGUAAGGUUCCGGCCAUAGUUGAAGCACCUAGCAACUUUAAACUGGCGGAAAGUAUUGCCAUCUUGCGCUACCUAUCGCGGGAACAUAACGUUCCGGACCACUGGUACCCACGGGACAUCCGGAAGCGAGCCCGAGUGGACGAGUAUCUCGAGUGGCAGCACACGAAUACGCGGGCCCAUUGUGCCAGCUACGUGCGGUACGUCUGGCGGGGACCACUACGAGGUGAACCGAUGGAGGGCCGAACCGCCGAACGUCUCCGGGCGGAAAUGAUCGCCUGUUUGGACUUUAUCGAGACGAAUCUGCUCAGCGACGAAGGGCGGUACAUUGACGGCGGUACCGACAUUACGAUUGCCGAUCUGAUCGCUGCCUGCGAAAUCGAACAGCCAAAGCUGACAGGUUACGAUCCGCGAGUAGGCCGCCCAAGGCUAACAGCUUGGAUUCAGCGAGUAAGGGAACGCACCCAGCCGGACUACGACGAGGCGCACCAGGUGGUGCACAAAUUUGCCCCCAAGCUGACUUAGUUGGGGGAUUUGUGGUUUUUACAUAAACAAAACGGAACAUAUGUAACUUCAAA